Messenger RNA from Erythranthe guttata (spotted monkey flower), 678 nucleotides. RefSeq lists its product as uncharacterized. The record is from RefSeq and is a predicted model, not a curated record. Gene Ontology annotation, cellular component: nucleus. Lineage: Eukaryota; Viridiplantae; Streptophyta; Magnoliopsida; Lamiales; Phrymaceae. Gene Ontology annotation, molecular function: RNA binding.
GCUCCCCUAAAACCCUUGUCUUGGCUUACAGACACCAACCCAGAAAGAGAGUGCGAGCAAAUUCAAAUAAAACAACAGAACAAAUCGUUCGUUGCUCAAAUGGCUCAAAUGGAAGAGAUAACGGAGGGUGUGAACAAGAUAAACAUCGCCGAUUCCCCGAAGAAGAACCGUAUUCAAGUCUCCAAUACUAAGAAGCCCCUCUUCUUUUACGUUAAUCUCUCCAAGAGAUACUUGCAGCAGAACGAUGAGGUCGAGCUUUCAGCACUUGGAAUGGCUAUUUCAACAGUUGUUUCAAUUGCUGAAAUCCUGAAGAACAAUGGAUUUGCUGUUGAGAAGAAAAUCACAACAUCCACCGUGGAGAUAAAGGAUGAUUCAAGAGGAAGGCCCGUCCAGAAAGCCAAGAUUGAGAUAGUUCUUGGGAAGACAGCAAAUUUCGAUGAAUUAAUGGCUGCAGCCGCACAAGAGAGUGCAGAAAAUGGAAACGGUGAAGAUUAGGGCUGACAUCAUAUGUACGUCUUCAUGAGUUGUAUCGUGUAGAACGGAAUUAAGACGGUCACAAUAGUCGUUCUGGUUCUAAUUUUGUAACAAAUGUUUUCUUGAACGGGUUGUUUGAGCUCUCCUUUUUUUAUUUAAUUUAUGUUUCAUUUUGUUCAAUAUUCUUUAAAUGAAGCUUGUUCG